Aphanomyces invadans is the source of this 982-nucleotide messenger RNA. RefSeq names its product septum site-determining protein MinD. Gene Ontology annotation, cellular component: cytosol; cytoplasmic side of plasma membrane. The record is from RefSeq and is a predicted model, not a curated record. Gene Ontology annotation, biological process: negative regulation of cell division. The transcript has 3 exons. Lineage: Eukaryota; Oomycota; Saprolegniomycetes; Saprolegniales; Verrucalvaceae. Gene Ontology annotation, molecular function: ATP hydrolysis activity; ATP binding. Bases 13 to 924 code for a protein of 303 amino acids.
GUCAUAUUGGUCAUGUUGCUCCGACACCAAACAUGGCGCGCCGCCGCGUUGUCGACGCGAUGCGUGAGCUCUGUGGUGGGUUUGGGCACUCCUGCGAUGCAAACGAGUCAACCUAAGGGAAGUGUCGUCGUCAUAACAUCUGGCAAGGGAGGUGUUGGCAAGACGACGUGUGCGGCCAGUAUCGGCUUCGGUCUUGCGCAGUUGGGAUAUCGCACGUGCCUCAUUGACUUUGACAUUGGCCUGCGCAACUUGGACAUUCAUUUGGGGUGCGAACGCCGUGUGAUCUUUGACUUUAUCAACGUCAUCGACGGCAACUGCCGCCUCAACCAGGCGCUCAUCAAGGACAAGCGAUUGGACAAGCUGUCACUGCUCGCUGCAAGUCAAACUCGCGACAAGACUGCGUUGACUGAGGAUGGUGUGGCCAAGGUUCUCGACGAGCUCAAGACUCAGUUCGACUACAUUGUGUGCGACUCCCCCGCCGGGAUCGAGUCUGGAGCCCACCACGCCAUGUUCUUUGCCGACGAGGCAAUUAUCGUAACCAACCCGGAGCUUUCAUCAUGUCGUGAUUCGGACAAGAUGAUCGGGUUCAUUGCGAGCAAGUCGUUGCGAGCCCAACAAGGCCGAUCGCCCGUCAUACAGCGCUUGCUCAUCAACCGCUACGAUGCGGCACGAGCCGCCAAUGACGACAGCCUCUCUGUCGAAGACAUUCAAGAAAUGCUAGCGCUACCCCUUGUUGGAGUCAUCCCAGAGAGCGUCCAAGUGCUUAAUGCGUCCAACAUGGGCCAGCCCGUGAUCGCGUCCAAAGACGACAAGGCCGCUAUCGCAUUUGAAGACACCGUCGCCCGGUUCCUCGGCGACGACCGGCCGAUGAAGUUUCUCGUGCCGGACAAACCGACGUCGCUCUUUGGCCGGUUGUUCGCAUAGGUAUAAAUAUCUGAAUGACGAGACCAUGGCGCAGUUGCAUCCAUCCAGAUCUGCCACA